UCGCUGGCUGCCUGAGCAGGUAGCCGGGCUCUCCCUGCAGCUCGGGGGUGUUUGCAAGCAGGGCUCUGAUUCCCCAUCCAUGUAGCGGGGGAGUUUUUACUGAUACCCUGUGUGGGGGCGGUUUCCUACUGAUGCUGCCUUUCUGUCUUCAGCGGGAGAGCUGCGUCUCCGAGGCGUCCCCGUGUGCUUCGCCCCGUGCAGCGCGUGCAGAGGGCACUGGGCACGGGGGGGCAGAGGCUAGGGCACGUCUGAUCACCACUCUGUCUGCCUUGGCUCGGUUUGUAAGCUCACGGGGGCAAGCGCUGCUGUGUGCUCAGUCCUCCGGGCGGAGGGGGCGGAUUCGGACCCCGUGGCGAGCGACACUGGAUCUUUGGUGGCGGCAUUCGUGGGAGCUCCGUCCUCAGCUCUGUCUGGACGUCCAGUGAAUUCUGCGAUGGCAAACGGCUUCUUUUCUCCCACAGACGCUCACUGCGCCCGCAGCGCGUCCUGCAGCUGGCAGCGCUACCCUGGUUCCUUGUCCUGCCCUGCAGAGGUGGCCGGGAGCUGGGGCACCAACAUGAACGACGUGUCAGUCGUCAAAGAGGGCUGGCUGCACAAGAGAGGGGAGUACAUUAAAACAUGGAGACCCAGGUACUUCCUUCUGAAAAGCGACGGCUCUUUCAUUGGCUACAAGGAGCGGCCCGAGACAUCCGAUCACAGCUUGCCACCUCUGAACAACUUCUCGGUCGCAGAAUGCCAGCUGAUGAAGACAGAGCGGCCCCGGCCGAACACGUUCGUCAUUCGGUGCUUGCAGUGGACGACUGUCAUCGAAAGAACCUUUCACGUGGACUCUCCCGACGAACGGGAGGAGUGGAUGCACGCCAUUCAGACCGUCGCCAACAGCUUAAAGAACCAGGAGCCCGAAGAAGACACGAUGGAUUACAAGUGCGGCUCCCCCACCGACACCACCGGGGCUGAGGAGAUGGAAGUGGCCGUGACCAAGCCCCGGGCGAAAGCAACCAUGAACGAUUUUGACUACCUGAAACUCUUGGGGAAAGGCACCUUCGGCAAAGUGAUCCUGGUGCGGGAAAAGGCCACUGGGCGCUAUUACGCCAUGAAGAUCCUGCGGAAAGAAGUCAUCAUCGCAAAGGACGAGGUGGCACACACGGUUACAGAGAGCAGAGUGCUGCAGAACAGCAGGCAUCCCUUUCUGACGGCGCUGAAAUACGCCUUUCAGACCAACGACCGGCUGUGCUUCGUGAUGGAGUACGCCAACGGCGGAGAGCUGUUUUUCCACCUUUCGAGAGAGCGCGUGUUCACGGAGGAGCGGGCCCGUUUCUAUGGUGCUGAGAUUGUGUCGGCGCUGGAGUACCUGCACUCCAGGGACGUGGUCUACAGGGACAUCAAGCUGGAGAACCUGAUGCUGGAUAAAGACGGCCACAUAAAGAUCACGGACUUCGGGCUUUGUAAGGAAGGCAUCACGGACGGCGCCACCAUGAAAACCUUUUGUGGGACGCCGGAGUACCUGGCCCCGGAGGUGCUGGAGGACAACGACUAUGGGCGGGCUGUGGACUGGUGGGGGCUGGGCGUCGUCAUGUACGAGAUGAUGUGUGGCCGCCUCCCCUUCUACAACCAGGACCACGAGCGGCUCUUCGAGCUGAUCCUCAUGGAGGAGAUCCGCUUCCCCCGCACCCUCAGCCCCGAGGCCAAGGCCCUGCUGGCCGGGCUGCUCAAGAAGGACCCCAAGCAGAGGCUAGGCGGAGGGCCGACCGACGCCAAGGAGGUGAUGGAGCACCGCUUCUUCACGGCCAUCAACUGGCAAGACGUGGUUCAGAAGAAGCUCGUCCCACCAUUUAAGCCCCAAGUGACAUCUGAGAUCGACACGCGAUAUUUUGACGACGAGUUCACGGCGCAGUCGAUCACCAUCACGCCUCCUGACCGAUAUGACAGCAUGGACUCCCUGGAGGCCGAUCAGCGGACGCACUUCCCCCAGUUCUCCUACUCCGCCAGCAUCCGAGAAUAGGCGGCGGCCGGCAGAGACUUGGGCUCCGAGCACAGGAGACCUGGUUGGUUUUGUUCCUGGGAUUUCUCUCCAGCAAUCUGGUCACACACUAGCCCGGCCCCCCGGCGGUGCAGGGGCAGCCCCAGCUGUUUGAAACUCCGCCAGUUUGGCAUCGCACGGCCGGGCGGGGAGCCGCCUGGAAAGGAAGGAAGUGCUCUUGCUCCGUGGCUCUGAGCAGCUCCGAGCCCUGCCUGGUUCAGUCCCAUGGGGUUGCUUUUAUUUUAAACUCCUCGAAGUGCUUACAGCUUUUAAAGACACCCCACCCCACGAGAGAGCCCCUCUCGCAGCCUUCCUCCAGCGCCGAGGGCCCCUCGCGCCCUGCGGGCCAUAACCUACAACCCAGCCCCGGAGAGAGGUUCGUGGAGAGGAAUCCUGUGGAAUCGAAACUGACUUGCAUUUGCCCGUUCUGUCCAGAGAUUUCUGUUGGUUCCGGAGAGCGCCGCUGAGUGGCCGUGACGUGACUCGGCCGCUCCGCUGGGACGCACGGUAACCCUCCGAGCAGGCCGAGAGCCCGGCGGGCUGCUGUUCACUUCAUUGCUCCGUUAGCUCGGCUCCGGUGCACGAGGGACGCUGGCUCGCCAGCCCCAGGGUUGGGUUCAUGGUUCCUGUUUUCUCUUCUGCCUGUUACAUCUUGACAGCCCUUCCUCGCACCUGCUGGGCAAGGGGCACCACCAGAGCCGCGUGGAUCUCGGCGGGAGGGACGGGGAGUCUGCUGGGCACCUGGAGACUCAGCAGGGCUCCCACAGCACAAUAGCACUAAGGAAGAAGCCGGCUCUUUCCACGGGAAGUGACGUGUCAGGACGGGCGGGGUUCUCGCCGGGGAAAGCCGGCCCCAGCCCCCGGCGGUACCUGUGUACAACGCGCACAGUUGUAAAAGCAAUAACAUUUUUUCUUCAAAGCUGCCUUAAAGCCAGACGUCGGCGCGCUCGGCGCUGCGGUCAGUUCACGCCCGGCGUGCGGCAGGAUUUUAUACAGAACAACUGGGCGGCUACUAAACGCUGCAGCGCUUGGCUCCUUCCGCAACUCCUGUGAGCCUCUCGCUCGCCAGCGCAGCCCCCAGACUUUGGGCUAAGCUUUUCCCACAGCGCGCGCCAAAGGCCCCGUUUCCCCAGCAGGACGCACCCUGCCCUGUCACUGACGCUGCCGAGGGCUGGGGAGCGCCACCCCGUCCCACCCAGCGCCAGUGGCUGGGCAGAGUGCAUCGGGCGCCGGAGACCGUUCCGAGUCGCGGGAGCUGAGCGCUUUCCCCAUUGUCACUAGGCUGCCGGCCCCUGGACCCCGCGGGUCAGACUCAAACGCUCCAAAACCAUCUGCAGCUUUGAGGGGCGGGGGGAGCAGCUGCCUUCUGCUCCUCCUGGCGUCCCAGAGCCCAGCGUGUCUCUGAGCUACGCCUGGGCCGUAAAUCGCAGCGAGCCGGCCGCCGUUCUGCCUGGGGUGCAGGUUCCAGCCCCGUUGUGCGGGUGAGGCGCCCUCAGGGCGCGUGGCGGGGGACCCAGACGCCGGGGCUUGCUGCAGCUGCUCGGACAGAGAACCUGGCCCACCCAGUUUUUCAGUCAGACCCGUUGUGAUGGGAUAUUCUCGCCUGCUCUGGUGCCUGAGCCAAGCUGCGUCCCUGGCAUGCGGGGUCUUUUUCCCCAAGAUUUUCACUUCGGUCAGCCAGUUCGCCGUUAAUUCCGGGGGUUGGUUCCCCACGGUGCGGUUCCCUUGCAGGCAACGGACGCACUGGGGAACGGCUGACGCCCAAGACGCCGCGUGGUUUGGGAAAUAGCCGAUUAGGUCUGAUCUGAGGGAUGGGGGGCCAGGGGUGUCGGGUACUCGGCUCUCCCUGCUGUGCAGUCAGGCCCCGGGAUUGCCGCGUCGGGGGUGGGCAUACCUGCCAGCUCUAACUUUUUAAUCUCUUGAGUAUUUCUGCUGCCUUUACCUGUGUCAGAGCCGGCGCCGAUCUGCGUCCCGGUCCUCUCCAGCUGCUCCUCGCCGAAGUCUCUGAAUUUCUCAGGGGGGGCGAGAGCCUCGUCCCAAGUGCCGGAGCCAGCCGUGCAGCCUGGCUGCGAUUUGGGAGAAAGACUUGCCGCUGCUCGGCUGCCCCCCUGGAAAGGCGCCCGCGUUUCUGAGCUGCAGGGCUGGGCCCCCUGUUUGCUGCAGGAUCUGGGGCUACUCAGCGAGGGGGUCCGCAGGGCUCAUACGCUGCAACGUCCCCUUAACCCUCCAUCCCCAGAUAGGGCUCCAGCGUUGCUCGCACGCGGGUAGUUGGGCUGAAUUUGAGGCUCAGGCACUUGACACUCGGAGCCUUGUGCAGCGUCAGCCUGGGGAGGGGACGGGGGGUGGUUCUCGUGCCCUGUCCCAGCCGGUGACGCGCCCCUGGCAAUACUGGCACAGGGGCUGGGGCAGGUUCCCCCUGCUCGUUCAGAGCACGCCAGAGAAUCUCGGCAGCGCCGGUCUGUCUCCUCCCGCAGCCCAGAGCUCUGGCGGGGGCCUGCGGAACGGCAGGUGCCUCCGAGCUGCCGGAGCCCCUGGCUGGAGUUCAUCUGGGAACGGCCCUGCAUGGGGGGCCCCAGGCUGAACUCAGGAGCCGGUUUUGUGCCCUGUCUCCCCCCUGCGCAGCUGGGCCUGGGGAGGGGGGCCCCCGCCAGGCGCGGGGCUGCCCCCAGGGUCUCAGCAGCAGGUUUAUCCCCAUUGUUCCCCCAGGGUAACACAGCUGGGGAGGAAACCCCUGUUUCCCAGUCCGGUGCCUUCAACCUCCCUGGGCUUCCCCAAGCUCGGCGUCAGGCCUGUGCGCGAGCAGCCGAGGCCAGUUCUGAAUGCGCAGAACUCAGCUGGCAGCUUCGGCGUCCGGGGAGCAGCGCGUCACCCCCGUGCCUGGUCUGCUGGGCCAGCCCCAGGCCGAGCGCGCACAGACCGCCGGCUGCUGGGCGGGCGGCGCUGGCUGCUGGGCGGGCGGCGCUGCCCGGGGUGGAGAAGCAUUUGCAGAUGCUGUCAAAGUGCUUCAUUGCUUGGCCUGUGUAUUUCACGCUGCAUGUGUCAGGGAGCCAGGUGGGACCUUAGCAAAGCUUUAAUUUAAAACCCAUGUGGCCGCCUGGGUUGCUUGUCUCUGGCCAG
Terrapene triunguis (Three-toed box turtle) is the source of this 5137-nucleotide messenger RNA. RefSeq names its product AKT serine/threonine kinase 2 (gene AKT2). Gene Ontology annotation, biological process: protein phosphorylation. Lineage: Eukaryota; Metazoa; Chordata; Testudines; Emydidae. The coding region runs from base 434 to 2002 and encodes 522 amino acids. The transcript has 13 exons. The record is from RefSeq and is a predicted model, not a curated record. Gene Ontology annotation, molecular function: ATP binding; protein serine/threonine kinase activity.